Messenger RNA from Marasmius oreades (fairy-ring Marasmius), 1593 nucleotides. RefSeq lists its product as uncharacterized. The record is from RefSeq and is a predicted model, not a curated record. Bases 134 to 1345 code for a protein of 403 amino acids. Gene Ontology annotation, biological process: NAD+ biosynthetic process. The transcript has 9 exons. Lineage: Eukaryota; Fungi; Basidiomycota; Agaricomycetes; Agaricales; Marasmiaceae. Gene Ontology annotation, molecular function: nicotinate phosphoribosyltransferase activity.
AACCGAGCUUCGGUCAAACACCCACCAUCAUCAUGACUAGCCUUGCGUUACCAUCAUCUGUUCUCGACACUGACUUUUACAAGGUAUAAAUAACCUUGUUUAAAGCUUUCUCUAUGAUGCAAACUUGGUCUCUAUGCAGUUGACUAUGCAGCAAGCCGUUCUACAACAUUUUCCUUCUUGUCAAGUCAGUUAUCGUUUCAUGAACAGGGAUAGGCCCAACGUCCUGUUCAGCAGGGCUUGCUAUGAGUCCCUCGCCUCCGCUGUCUCUCAUUUCCGAAAUCUUCAUUUAACACCCGUUGAGCGUACAUGGCUCGCUCAAACUUGCCCUUUUUUUACGAGACAAUAUCUUGAUUACCUAGAACAAUAUCGGUUCAAACCAGAACAAGUAGACAUCAAGUUUAUUCCAGUCGAAGAUUCAGAUCAAGGUCAAAAGGGUCAUAUCGAAAUCAUAGCCACCGGACUGUGGGUUGAGACCAUCUUGUGGGAAACCCCGCUUAUGGCCUGCUUGAGUGAAACCUAUUUCACAACCGACGACUGCGAUUGGAGCUACGACGGUCAAGAAGAGCUUGCCUUCAAUAAAGGACGAACCCUCUUGGAGGCGGGAUGCGAUUUCAAUGAGUUCGGCACGCGCAGGCGUCGCUCCUACAAAAACCAAGAAAUUGUUGUAAAAGCUCUCGUUAAAGCAUCACGGGACACGCAAGCCCCGGGAACCUUACUUGGGACAAGUAAUGUUCAUCUAGCUCGUCUCCACAACAUUCGUCCUGUCGGGACUGUCGCUCAUGAAUGGUACAUGGGUAUCGGAGCGAUCAAGGGGUACAAAAACGUGCACGACCUUGCGCUCGAACUCUGGGAGCAAGUCUAUGAUCGGAAAAUGAUUCUGCUCUCACUGACCGACACCUUCUCUACGGAGGCAUUUUACAAGACCUUUGUGAACUCCCCACAACGAGCUCGACGAUGGGAUGGUCUCCGACAGGAUUCUGGUGAUCCUUUCGCCUACGCUCCGCAAGCAAGAGAAGUGUACGAGGCGCUUGGUAUAGAUCAUACACAAAAAACGAUUAUCUACUCCGACAACAUCAACAUCGACAAGGCACUCGCCUUGAAAAAGUUGACUGACGAGAUUGGGUUCAAGUGUUCCUUUGGUAUUGGCACCUUCUUGACUAAUGAUUUUGAGAAAGCGUCUUCUAAUGGAAAGGAGAAGAGUAAAGCGUUGAACAUUGUCAUCAAAUUGGCUUCGGCGGAAGGCAAACCUUGCGUGAAGAUUAGUGACGAAUCGUCCAAGAAUACGGGGGACCCAGCCACUGCGACACACGUCAAACAAUUGUUUGGCCUGAAGCUGAAGGCCUGAACCCCAUCUCAAGGACAGGAUCCUACCACUCGUAUAGUUUACUACUCAGAAGUCGAGAUCACGAGAAUUAAAAUGUAUUGCGAUGUGUACUAUUUUGGGUUUCGAUGUGUAAAGCACCGGGAUAUGUAACAUAUCAUAAAACAGAGUGUUCCCGUCGUUUUGUGGGCUCAAAAAUUUUUUACAAGCUUCUUAGAGUACAUACGAGCUUGUAUGUACAAUUGUGGCCACCGGAAUACACAGGAUCCAAC